Molecule: messenger RNA, 1961 nt
Organism: Papilio xuthus (Asian swallowtail)
Lineage: Eukaryota; Metazoa; Arthropoda; Insecta; Lepidoptera; Papilionidae
Product: regulator of microtubule dynamics protein 1
Exons: 4
Coding region: 134-1006 (290 amino acids)
Cellular component (GO): spindle microtubule; cytoplasm; mitotic spindle pole
Molecular function (GO): microtubule binding
Source: RefSeq, a predicted model, not a curated record
GUGUAUGGUUUUGUAUUUUGUAAACAUUGCAAUUGAUAACAUUCAAAUUGAAUUCGGAAAUUCUGAUGAAGCAGUCUUUACAAGAAUUCGGUAGGACAGGCCCUUAAACUUCUUUGCCUUAUUUAUAAUUAGAAUGCAAAGUACCAGGAUUUGUUUAUUACGUUUAGUCAUGAUGACGCGAGUUUUGAAACAAACAUAUGCUAAAAAGUUAAUGUUAUGUAGAGAUAACAAUAAGAAAAGUCAAUUCCCUCUUGUAGGGAUUGCGGCCUUAGGUUUCUUGUGGUCAAGAUCUGAACAGAAAACUGAAAAAAAAGAUAAUGUUAGUAGAGUCUUAGAAAAAUCUGAUGAGGAGUUUGAGAAUGGUCAUUAUGAAGAUUGUUACCAAACCUUAAUGUUAAGUAAGUUUCAUGAUGAUGUUGAAGUUAGAUGGCGAAUUUGUCGAGCACUUUACAAUUUAUCAAGAAAUUUAAAAUUUGAUGAAAAUUAUAGAAAAGAGCUUAUUGAACAAGCAUAUGAAAUUAUAGAGAAGGAAGUCACUAUUUCUCCAAAUCAUUAUGCUGUCCACAAAUGGUUUGCCCUCAUUUUAGAAGCUAAAGCUAGUUAUGAAGGGUAUAAAGAGAAAAUUAAAAAUCUUCAAAACAUAAAACAACAUAUGGAUCUAGCAGUUAUACUAAAUCCAAAUGAUGCUACAACCUUUCAUAUGCUUGGAGAAUGGUGUUUUCAAAUAACUGAAAUGCCUUGGCAUCAUAGAAGAACAGCUGAAAUUCUUUUUGCCUCUCUACCUAAAUCAAAUUAUGAAGAUGCUCUUGAAUAUUUUUUAAAAGCAGAAACGGUACAACCUAGAUUUUACAGUAUGAAUUUAUUAAGGAUUGGUAUUUGCUAUUUAAAACUAAACAGACCAGACCAGGCUAAAUAUUAUUUACAACUGGCGGCCAGUUACCCUGCUAAAUCAAAUGAAGAUCAUCAAGCUAAUAAAGAAGCAACAGAAUUGUUGAAAAAGAUUUAAUGAAUUUAUUCUUUCUCAGUAUAAAAUCCGCUAUAAAGGUUAUUGGGCUCUUCAAAAGGGUAAUUACUUUAGUAAGAUUAAGGUGGAUGUAUAUAAGUCAGUAGUCUGAUGAAUGAUAUAUAUAGAUAGCUAGAUAUAUAAAAAAUCUUAAAUGACCAAAUAAAGACGGAUAUCAAGAAUAUAGAGGGGAUAGAGUGUAAUUGUUACUGAAUUCAGUGUAGGAUUUCACUAACAAGAGUUUGAAGUUCUGAUCUAUUAAUUAAUUUUUAUUACUCAUUUUUAUUGUUGAUGUAUUUUUAGAAGUUUGUUGAAUGCAGUAAUCAAACUUUUAGUAAACAAAAUGCUCUUCUUCUCCUGAUUUUCUUCAAAGAUAAAGAAUGUAUUAGUUGCUUAUACUUCAAAUAUUAAAUAUUAUUACACAGCUUUAAUUUAUUUUAAUAAAAAAUGGAGUAUAGUCUCUCUAUUUAUUUUUCUAAAUAACUCGUUAAUGUAUAAAAGGUUUACAAUCAUUUAUAACUUAUUCUAGAAGAUUACAUUUCUGCUUACGCAAAGUAAAUAUAAAAAAAAUAUCUUAAUUCAUAGGAUUCAUAAUAUUAUAUUUGAAUUAUUAGAUUUUGACUUUAAAUUAUUGCAAAAUUAAAAGCUUUGCUUUUCAAUAUCAACUAUUGGUAUUUCAUACGUCAUAAAUCAUUAAAUAUCAAAGAGAAUAAAAUACAUCAAGGAACAUUAUAUAGAGUAAAAAUAUAAAAUAAAAAUGUCUUCAACUGAUUUCUAAUAAAAUUGCACUGCAGCCUCAUUGUUAAAAUGCAAAUAUUACCAAAAUUGGCAACUAAUGUUUUCACAACCAUAUUUACUAUUAUGUGUAUGUUAAUAAAUGAUGUUAUAUUUCAAAAGCAUUUAAAUGUAACAUUUACCAUUGAUUUCUGAGACCAAAAUCUCUGUCUUAACCCUUUUA